AUGGUAUUUUUGGUGGUGCUCGCACUUGCUAGUUUUUUUGCAGCAGCAAUUGCGGACGAUGGAAUCGACCAAUUGGGUUCGUACUCAACCAACAUCGUCUCUGUCACCACAAAAGACCCUGUUGCCUCUGCAACCGAAGUGUACGAAUCGCUUGGACGAAAUAUUGUGGAUCGGUUUUGGGACAGCGAAAAUGAUCUUUGGACAAACCAGUGCAAUACUUCUUCGACUCCAGUAUUAUGGCCAGUUGCGGUAGUUGGGAAAGCCGUUUCGAAUGAUAUGGACAAUACCACCAUCCACAAAGCGAUGAACGCAUUUUCUCAGUACCGGAGCACACAAGCAGCAGGCUACUCUGCGACCACUGCUCGCGACGGUGAUAUUUAUACGGACGACGAUGCCCAGGUUGUAUGGGCACUUUAUAAAGCCAGUCAGACCACAAGCAAUACCAGCUUUUUUGAAGUGGGUAACGAUUUGCUUGACUAUAUUCGCAGCCAGGAAUAUAAUGGCACUGGUAUUUUAUGGAGUGUUAAAGGUAACUACCUUGCCCUGAUUUCAAACGUUGAAGCAGCUUUGGCAGCGGUAAAGUCAUACGAGAUUAAACCCAACAACACCUAUUUGCAAUUUGCUAUCCAUUGUCUCACUUGGACGUUCGAUAACCUCAUGGAUAGCCAAAACCAUUUUCUUUACGAUGGAGUAGAUACCAACGGCAACGUCAACCGAGGUCAAUUAUCCUAUACCGUUGGAGCAGCAAUUUCUGGCUUUUCAUUUUUGAGCAAAUUCGACAAUUCCAAAGACUGGAAAUCAAAAGCUUUGGAGCUAGCAGUACGUGCUAUUGGCGCUGGUAACCUCAAUAGCAUUUUUUAUUCUGACACUUAUGUUCAUGACGAUGUCAAAUACUCACACUUGUUAUUUGCAGGGUUUGCUGACCUUGUGACGGAGACAAGUCCAAGGGGAAACUAUGAGGUGCAAGCCUAUAACGCUAUCAAGGCAGAACUUGUGCGGGAAGCGAGACACUUGUACGACGAGUAUUAUGGUUCAAUUGCAGCCUCAGGAGGCUGUUCUUCAGCUGGACAAAUGAACGAUUUGCUUCAUUAUGGUUCAUUAUUGGAGAUCUUUUACCAGGCCAGCAGAGUGUCUGGUAGUUUUUAG
Molecule: messenger RNA, 1146 nt
Organism: Meyerozyma guilliermondii ATCC 6260
Lineage: Eukaryota; Fungi; Ascomycota; Pichiomycetes; Serinales; Debaryomycetaceae
Gene: FAV3
Product: Fav3p
Exons: 1
Coding region: 1-1146 (381 amino acids)
Biological process (GO): carbohydrate metabolic process
Source: RefSeq, a predicted model, not a curated record